Merops nubicus (carmine bee-eater) is the source of this 1631-nucleotide messenger RNA. RefSeq names its product anaphase promoting complex subunit 7 (gene ANAPC7). Gene Ontology annotation, molecular function: protein binding. Lineage: Eukaryota; Metazoa; Chordata; Aves; Coraciiformes; Meropidae. The transcript has 10 exons. The record is from RefSeq and is a predicted model, not a curated record. The annotation marks the transcript as partial. Gene Ontology annotation, biological process: cell division.
CUGAUCUCAACCUUUCUGUGUGCUUUUCUUCUAGGGAGCUGUUUUCACCAUCUCAGAAAUACCAGCUCCUUGUGUAUCAUGCAGACUCUCUCUUCCAUGACAAAGAGUAUAGAAAUGCUGUAAGUAAGUAUACAAUGGCCUUGCAGCAGAAAAAAGCAUUAAGUAAAACUUCAAAAGUAAGACCUUCUACUGGGAAUGCUGCAUCAACACCCCAAAGCCAGAGCCUGCCAUCUGAAAUUGAAGUGAAAUAUAAAAUGGCUGAAUGUUACACGAUGCUGAAGCAGGAUAAAGAUGCCAUUGCUAUUCUUGAUGGGAUUCCUUCCAGGCAGAGGACCCCAAAGAUCAAUAUGAUGCUGGCAAAUCUGUACAAGAAAGCGGGUCAAGAACGCUCGUCUGUUACAAGCUACAAGGAAGUCCUGAGGCAGUGCCCUUUAGCCCUUGAUGCCAUACUGGGCCUGCUCUCGCUGUCGGUGAAAGGAGCAGAGGUGGCCUCCAUGACCAUCAACGUCAUUCAGAGCAUCCCCAACCUGGACUGGCUCUCUGUGUGGAUCAAGGCCUAUGCAUUUGUGCAUACUGGAGACAACACGAGGGCAAUAAAUACCAUUUGCUCUUUAGAGAAAAAGUCCUUGCUGAGGGAUAAUGUAGACUUGCUGGGGAGCCUGGCAGACCUCUAUUUCAGAGCUGGAGAUAAUAAAAACUCUAUUCUAAAAUUCGAACAAGCACAAAUGUUGGAUCCUUACUUAAUAAAAGGAAUGGAUGUGUAUGGUUACUUGUUGGCACGUGAAGGCCGCCUGGAGGAUGUGGAGAACUUGGGCUGCCGUCUCUUCAAUAUUUCUGAUCAACAUGCAGAACCCUGGGUGGUAUCUGGGUGUCAUAGCUUCUACAGCAAACGAUACUCUCGUGCCUUGUACUUAGGAGCCAAAGCUAUCCAGCUGAACAGCAACAGUGUGCAGGCCCUGCUGCUGAAGGGAGCUGCCCUGAGGAACAUGGGCCGGGUGCAGGAGGCCAUCAUCCACUUCAGGGAGGCCAUCCGCCUGGCGCCCUGCAGGCUGGAUUGCUACGAAGGUCUCAUCGAGUGCUACCUGGCGUCCAACAGCAUCCGUGAGGCUAUGGUCAUGGCAAACAACGUGUACAAAACCCUGGGGGCAAAUGCACAGACACUCACUCUCCUGGCAACAGUCUGCCUGGAAGACCCAGUCACCCAGGAAAAAGCAAAAACAUUACUGGACAAAGCGCUGACGCAACGACCUGAUUACAUUAAAGCUGUGGUAAAGAAAGCAGAGCUCCUCAGCAGAGAACAGAAGUAUGAAGAUGGAAUUGCUUUGCUGAGGAACGCGCUGGCUAACCAGAGCGACUGCGUUCUGCACCGCAUCCUGGGAGACUUCCUGGUAGCUGUCAACGAGUAUCAGGAAGCAAUGGACCAGUACAGCAUUGCCCUGAGUUUGGAUCCAAACGAUCAGAAAUCACUAGAAGGAAUGCAGAAAAUGGAAAAAGAGGAAAGCCCAACGGAUGCAACCCAGGAAGAAGAUGUGGAUGAUAUGGAAGGAAGUGGAGAAGAGGGGGACUUGGAAGGCAGUGACAGUGAGGCAGCUCAGUGGGCAGACCAGGAGCAGUGGUUUGGAAUGCAGUGA